Messenger RNA from Brienomyrus brachyistius, 8992 nucleotides. RefSeq names its product matrix-remodelling associated 5b (gene mxra5b). Gene Ontology annotation, cellular component: extracellular region. Bases 445 to 7965 code for a protein of 2506 amino acids. Gene Ontology annotation, molecular function: protein binding. The transcript is spliced from 7 exons. The record is from RefSeq and is a predicted model, not a curated record. Lineage: Eukaryota; Metazoa; Chordata; Actinopteri; Osteoglossiformes; Mormyridae.
GAACGGCAGACCUCGAAGGGAAAAUCUAAAGUAUAUUUAAAUUUUAAGAAAAUUUAAGUGACGUCUAUUUUUCAAUUUUUACAGAAGACUCGUUGCAGUUCAUUGCACUAUAUUGUCAUUCUGAAACUUUUCCUAGAAUGAUUUUAUUGUUUUCAAGACCCAAAUAAGGACAACGGAUAUACCAUAACCACUGUACCUCUGAGAAAGCAGCGUUUAUUUUUCUUAUACCUAUGAAUUUUUCAAGAAGUUGACUAGACAUUUUAAUGACAAUUUGAUAUCGUACUGUCUAUUCAAACUUUAUCUCAAAAUGCGCAUUUAGGAAUGUGAGAAAACAUGCUAAGUUUUCUUAUUCUGGGGCGUCGCAUACAAAAGGAUCUUAAGAUAGAAUCAGUCGCUUUGUCUGUCAAGCAGCUUUGAGAGGACCUGCAUACUCAUCCACGGAACAUGGGCCACCCAGCCACCGCAGUCUUGGCACUGAUGGUCACGCUAACAAUGCCACAUGCAGGCCUCCUGUGUCCACACCCAUGUGCCUGCUACCAGCCCACAGAAGUGCACUGCACCUUCCGCUCCCUGCUGACUGUGCCCAGCGGUCUUCCCAGCCACGUGGAGCGCAUAAACCUGGGGUUUAACACUAUUAACAGACUUACCGAAAGUUCAUUUUCUGGACUAAGAAAAUUGGAGCUUCUUAUGAUUCAUGGAAAUUAUCUGCAUAGCAUACCCAGUUCUACAUUUCGGGACCUGGUAUCCCUGCAGGUGCUGAAGAUGAGCUACAAUAAGCUUAGAGUGAUCACAGGACACACCCUUUUUGGGCUUUCAGGGUUGAUUAGACUGCACCUAGAUCACAACUGGAUUGAGUUCAUCCAACCAGAUGCCUUUAAUGGCAUGACAGCACUGCGCCUCGUUAACCUGGAGGGCAACCGCCUCCAGCAGCUCCACCCCUCUACCUUCGCCACAUUCUCUGUCCUGCAGCACUUCCACGUUUCCAGCCUCAGACACCUGUACCUGUCUGAUAACAUCCUCAGCACACUGCCCCACACAAUGUUCAGAACCAUGCCCCAGCUGGAGAGCUUGUUUCUGCACAGCAAUCCCUGGGCCUGCGACUGCAGGCUGCGCUGGUUCUUGGAAUGGACUUCUCAUUCCCCAGAUGUUUUGAAAUGUAAGAAGGAAAAAUCAGCCCCUGGGGAGCAGCUGUGUUCAGUGUGCUCCUCACCUAGGCAGCUAAGAGGCAAGGAAGCUUUGCAGCUGGAAGAUCUCAACUGCACAAGUCCCAGAAUCAUAUCACUCAAGAAGGGUGUGACAUCGGAGGACAACCAUGACGUUCUUUCACUAGAGCACUUCAAAGCUGCUUUUGGAAACAUCACUCUUAAUCUGACCGAUGAGCAUGGGCACAAAGUGGACCUACAUUGCAGUAUCAGUGAGCCCAGAGAGUCCAGCAAGAUCACAUGGAACCCAAUUAGCUCUUAUCGAAUCGGCACCAACCUGUCUCUCUUUCUAGAUCUUCAAUGCCCAAUGCAUAGAGAGAGCUAUGAAAAACUUUGGAAACUAAUUGCUUAUUACAGUGAAGUGCCUAUGCACCUGCAAAGAGAACUCAUGCUAACUAGGGAACCAAAAAGUUACCGAUACAGACAGGAUGUUGAAAAAAAUGGUUAUUAUUACACAGGGGUCAGUGCUAAUAUGAUGUCCCUGCCUGAGUGGCUCAUGCAGUCAAGUGUCAAAUUGCAACUGAACAGACUCCAGUCAACUUCUAGAAGUGUCAAGUUAAUUCUGAGUAUUGACUUCUCCGAGACAUUGGAAACAGAAGUGAUUCAACGGCAGAGGAGGAAUUGGGUCAUGAUAGAGCUCAAGAACACCACUAGAACUGCCCUGAGUGCUCUUGUGGGGGCUGUCACUGAAAUGGAUUGCACUGUACAGAGUUCUGGUGAUCCAGUUAUUCAGUGGAUGCUCCCAGAUGGUUCUAAAGUGACUGCACCUUACAACAGUGCAGACAACAGAGUCUCUUUGUCCAGCACAGGGAAGCUGCUAAUCAAAGCUGUGACCCACUCGGACUCUGGUGUGUACUACUGUAUCGCCAAGGUGAAAGAGGAUCUUGAUGUUCUGGCUUUCCGUCUCUCUGUGGAGGAGUCGUCAGAUCCAUUGCCAGGGGAUGUUGCUGGUUCUCCUGUAAACAGAUUUGUGAGCGAGUCGAUUUCCUUGCCUUGCAUCACCACUGGCACCCCAGAUGCUGACCUGAACUGGAUUCUGCCUGACAGAAAUAUUAUAAACUUUAAACUCAACUCUUCCAAGGCUGCUGUGUAUUUAAACGGCACUUUAUUUCUUCCCAAGAGUCACCUCACUGACAGUGGAUAUUACAAAUGUGUCGCUGUUAACCAGUAUGGCAGGGAUUCUCAGGCCACAAAGGUAAUUGUUACAAGCCGGUACACAGCACGGCCUCUUCGUAAAUUUCCCAUGAGGCCUCAGUCAGCCUCAGGUGUUUCUACUAAAAUAAAAGCCUUGGUAAGUGAUACUGAGGAGUCAUCCGGCGAUGAUGGUGUUCAAGAGAAAAAAUUCACCGGCCAAAUGGGCAAGCUGCAUCCGAGGAGAGGCCAGCAAAGUAGCACCCGAAGGCUGCCGCUGAUGAAUUCUGGGAGACUGCCCCACAGGCGGAGAAAACCAAUCCGCAAAGGUUUCCGUGUGGAGAAUGGAAAGAGUGUUAUUGAAUCGAGAAGAAAGGUCAAUAUGCCAAACAAAAAAAUAGACCCACAGCAGUGGGCUGACAUUUUGGCGAAGAUCCGUAAUAAAAUUGGCACUAAAAUGACGACGCCCAGCUCAAUUCAGGCCAGCACAGCUGCAACGAUACAGCAACCCGAAAGCUCUCCCUCGUCAAACAGUGAACCAUCAAAAAAUGACGAAAACUCACAGAGGUCCUCCACAGAUGAUGCAAGUUUGCUUGAGGAUAGACGCUAUCUAGUCACCACAUUGCAAAUUCCAGCCCAUCAAACUGAGAGCUUCCUAGGCAUAGAUGCUCCUAAUUCUGAAGACCAGACUGACAGCAUUUACCAAAUGUCUGCAUCCAAAACUAACAUUGACUCAGAUGCUGUCACAGCCAACACUCGUCUGAUUCAACCCACAUCUGGUCCUCGUGAGUCAAGUCUCACUGUGAGUGAUGUAAAUACUGAGGAGGAACACAACACAGGCAUUAUAAAAACCAGUAUGCAGUACAACUCACCAUUAGAGGAAAAUCACAGCAAAGCAAUGGAAACCAGCUCUGUAUUUACGGCUCCAAGCCUUCUUAUCAUAUCAGAGCAGCUUCUCGACAUUAGUACUGCAGAAACCUCUCAUACAGGUGGAUUAUCACCCACAGUUGAUGCCUAUUCUGGAAUAACCUCACAUAUCUAUGCAAAAGUUAAUGAUCACGUCAAAACCACAACAGAACCUAAAGUAACAGCAUCCUCCUCUCGCACUAAACUAAUGCUAAGUGGAAAUUUUUCUCAGAAAAUAUACUCUAAAUCUAUACUACACAAUCCUCAAAACCCGCGGAAUUCAAGGAGGAGAUACUGGAGCCGAAGAAGACCCAGCAGAAUCCAAGCACCACAAAAAACCCCAAAGCCAUCACUAGAAUUUUUUACAGCUGGACCAAAGCUGUGGACCAAAUCCCAUGGUGGAAGUGUCUCUUUAUCAACAGCCAGCACAACCAUAAUAUCACAGCUUCAAUCCGCAAGAUCUCAGGUGACAAUGACACCACCCAUAACUGCUGUCACCAAAGAUUUAAGUGUACAUGAAAUGUCAUCUAGCCAGGCAGAAAUCACGAGUACUGCUUACGAAGGCCAUGCUAACCCAGAACUGAAAAUCAUCAUUCCUUUCAACAGCAAAUCUGAAAUACAGGACUCAGCAUUAACCACUGAUUCGCACUAUGUAUUCACAAACGCGCAAAAUCAGAGUAUAAGCAAAUAUGACACAUCAACAGUAGCAACUCUAAGCUCAUCACCUGAUUACGAAGCAGUAUUGUUAACCAUCCCUAAUAGCGAUGUAACCAGUAUUGUUCCUGUGGAAAGCAAUUUUCUCGAUGAGAAUAAUCUAGAGACUGCAACUGGAGGCUUCACGGUUUCACUCAGCCCCCACUUCCCCACACAAGAUUUUCAGAUGAAGGCCAAUGGGCCACCAGAAAAUGGCCUUAUUAAUAUUAAGCAUGAAUCACAAGAUUCAGAAGAAACCACUGGGAACAAUGACUCACAUAUCAAGGGCCACAUAAAGCCAAAUAUAGUCAACAUAACCCAGGAUGAGAAGGAAUCCUUGCCAUACUUUCUCAUACCAACUAAGACGCCAGUAAUAUCAGGAAGCCCUGAACAAGGGUUUUUUCUGGCUGACACAACACCAGUCACUGUAAAGCUCGGUACUAACUGGAAACCUAAUCAUGUUACCCAAACAAGCAAACCCGUAUCAACAAAAAUUAAGGAAGGUUUACUAAGAAGAACAAUAUUGACAAGUAAUUCUGCCACAGUGACAUCAACACAAGCGGCUGCAACAGCUGUAAUAACAACAUCAGCAGUGAAAGUGAUGGAUUCCCCUGCACUGAGGCCAAGUGUAAAUUUGUCAAGUUCACCCCACAACAGAUUAAAAACUGAAAUAUCUCAUAGCUCACAAGGCAAUAGGGGUAAAUAUGUAUCUAUUAAGCACAAUGUUAUACUGCCUGAUAUCAACCAAAAGUACUCUAAUUCCUCAGACAUUACAAAUCCUCCCACCAUUAGUAGGCCUGAUGCAGACAGGAAGUUUAUUCAAACCACACCACUUUUCUCCAAUCCAACUGUUACUUCAGUAGAAUCUAAACCAUAUUCAGCAGGCAAUGCCAUAAAUACUAGUUCACAAUUAGAAAUCAUGCUCGAGGAGACAGUUACCGAUGCUCCUGCAACACAGUCACCUUUAAAAGGAAGCAUCCCUCAAUCUCAGCAAAACCCGGGUAGUGAAGCAGGGGCCCUAAUAUUCCCCAGUAUAGAGGCUCCUCCGAAUGUUCCUCAGUACCACACACCACCCUCUUUAGUGGCAUCCCAGGGAGCACAGCCCAGAAUUACAACCACUAAUGUCCACAGCGUUUCUGUGCAUGCUGAGAUGGAUGCUGCUUUGCCCUGUGAUGCAGCUGGAGAGCCCAAACCAUUCCUGAUGUGGACUAAGGUUUCCUCCGAAGCAAUGAUUACACUGAACAGUAAGAUUCCGAGAAUGGAGGUAAAGUCCAACGGGACACUUGUCAUUCGAAAUACCCAAGUUCACGAUCAUGGACAGUACCUCUGCACAGCCCAGAACCAGCACGGGGUGGACAAGAUGCUGGUCACUCUGAUGGUGCUGUCUCAGCGGCCUCGGAUUCUACAGCCACGCCAUCGUGAUGUGGUGGUGUAUCUGGGCAACAGCACAAGUCUGGACUGCCAGGCGAAGGGCAUCCCCAGCCCCAACAUCACCUGGGUGUUGCCAGAUAGGACAGUAUUACGCACUGCCUCCAGCUCCAAGCAGCACGUCUCGCUUUUGGCCAAUGGCACCUUGUAUAUCCAAUCCACUGCCUAUCCAGACCGAGGAGUUUACAAAUGCAUAGCGAGUAACGCAGCUGGGACUGACGUUCUUUCUGCACGUAUCCAUGUUACAGCCUUGCCACCCAUCAUCCAGCAACCACAUUAUGAGAACCUCACUCUCUCUGAGGGCCAGGUGGUCUACGUCCACUGCUCUGCCAAGGGUGCCCCCCAGCCCUCCAUCCGCUGGGUCACCUUCGAUGGUUCCCAUGUCCGCCCCUCACAGUUUGUGAACGGUAACCUCUUUGUUUUUCCCAAUGGAACCCUGUACAUUCGUAACCUCUCGCCCAAAGACAGUGGCAGGUACGAGUGCACAGCCUCUAAUAUGGUGGGAUCCUCCAAGAGGGGCAUCAACCUGCUUGUGAAAAAAGGCAUAUCUACAGCAAAAAUCACAUCCUCCUCUCCCAAACGGACGGAAGUCACUUAUGGGGGCCAGCUAUACCUUGACUGUGUUACUGUGGGGAACCCAAGUCCCAGAAUCUUAUGGAGGAUUCCAUCCAAGAAACUGGUGGAUUCUUAUUUCAGUUUUGAUCCUAGAAUUAACGUCUUCAGUAAUGGCACGCUUGCAAUCAAAGCAGUUACAGAGAAGGAUGAGGGAGACUACUUGUGUGUGGCCAGGAAUAAGAUGGGGGAUGACUACGUGUUGCUGAAGGUCAGCGUUGUGAUGAAGCCAGCAAAAAUAGAGUAUAAGCACUUGAGCAGUCGGAAGGUGUCAUAUGGUGGAGCGUUGAAAGUAGACUGUGUUGCCUCAGGCCUUCCCAACCCCGAGAUCAAGUGGGGCCUACCAGAUGGCACGUUGGUGAACAGUAUCAUGCAGGCCGAUGAUAGUGGCGUGCGGACAAGGAGGUACAUAGUCUUUGAUAAUGGCACCCUGUAUUUUAAUGACGUGGGGAUGAAGGAAGAGGGAGACUACACAUGCUAUGCUGAGAACCAGAUUGGGAAGGAUGAGAUGAAGAUCCAUGUUAAGGUAGUGGCAGACUCUCCCACAAUAAGGAACAAAAGCUAUGCUGUCAUCAGAGUUCCUUAUGGGGAUUCCAUCUCACUGGUAUGCCAUGCUAAAGGAGAACCAGCACCAAGCAUGACGUGGUAUUCUCCCACCAAUAACAUCAUCCCUUCCACUUCCAAUAAAUAUGAGGUUCACAACGAUGGCACACUUGUCAUUCAGAAAACCCAGAAGUAUGACAGCGGCAAUUAUACCUGCACUGCUCGGAAUGCUGCUGGACAUGACAAGAUGGUGGUAGGGCUUGAAGUCCUUGUUUCUUUGCCCACUAUCAAUGGCUACAAGGGGGUGGAGAACACAGUCAGUGAGACUGCUUUGAAGGACCAACGGAAACUUUUGCACUGCAAGGCUGAAGGGAUUCCCACUCCCCGUGUUAUUUGGGUUUUUCCUGAGAAUGUGGUCCUGCCUGCACCAUACCAUGGAAGCAGGAUGACGGUCCAUCAUAAUGGAACUUUAGACAUUCGGUCUCCAAAGAAGACGGAUUCGGUGCAGAUGAUUUGCAUUGCCCGCAAUGAGGGUGGAGAAGCUAAACUUGUUGUUCAACUGGAUGUUAAAGAUGUUGUUCAGAAACCACAGCUAAAGAAUCCACAAACUGAGAUUGUAUUCCUAACCCGUGGAACCUCAAUGAUUGUGAACUGCUCUGUUCAAGGACAUCCAAAUCCAGAAAUCACUUGGAUUCUUCCAAGUGGGUCCACCCUUCAAAGUGGCAUACGGUUCUCAAGAUUCUUCCACAAGCCUGAUGGAAGUUUACAUAUCAGCAGCCCUACAGAUCUUGAUGCAGGGAAAUAUCGCUGUGUGGGCAAGAACUCAGCUGGACAUAUUGAACGCACUGUCAUCCUACAGCUGGGAAAAAGGCCAGAAAUUAAUAAUAAACAUAGUCCUGUAGUGAGUAUCAUCAGCGGGGAGAACUUACAGCUCCAUUGCCUCUCCAGCGGAAAUACACUGGCCAAGCUGUCCUGGAUACUGCCCAGUGGCAUGGUUUUGACAAGGCCUCAGCAGGUGGAUCGUUACACAGUUUUACAGAAUGGAACCUUGGUGGUCCAGCAGGCUUCCGUGUAUGACAGGGGAACGUACUCCUGCAAGGUAGCCAAUGAGUUUGAGACUUCCUCGCUUACAGUACCUGUGAUUGUGAUCGCAUACCCACCCCGUAUCAUUAGUGGCCCUACCCCUGUGACAUAUGCCAGGCCUGGAGUUGCCAUCCAGCUUAACUGCAUGGUCAUUGGCAUCCCAAAAGCAGAGGUGUCAUGGGAGAUGCCAGAUAAGAUGCAGCUAAGAACUGGGAACCAGCCAAAACUCAUUGGCAACAAGUAUUUACACCCACUGGGUUCCCUAAUAAUACAGAACCCGUCAAGCAGAGACGUGGGCUAUUAUAAGUGUAUUGCCAAAAACAUCAUAGGAAGUGAUACCAAAACAACAUAUGUGCAUGUAUUCUGAUUAAGGAUUAUAACUUCCAUGUGAUAUAUGCCCAAGAAACUGCAUAGCUGAGUGUAGCAAAUACUGUUUAUGCAAAUAUACUGAGGACUAAAUCAUCCUCUUCAUUGAUCAUUAUGAGAGGUGAGGGUUUUAAAAUCAAGUCGUUUAUCAUAUCAGCUAAGUGGCGUUUUUGUCUAACAACAUGGCACUGGAAAAGUAAGUCGGAAGCUAUAAAGUCACUGCAGUGGUUUGUUUUAUAUGUAUUUGUAAAAAAAUGGAAGGUAUUUUCACACCCAUUAUUAUUAUUAUUAUUAUUAUUAUUAUUAUUAUUAUUAUUAUUAUUGUCAUCAUAGUGGUAUAGGAUUAAGAACAUUUUAUUUGAAUAUGAAAUGCAGCCCAUAAAAGGAAUCACCAUUAUAUGGUCUUUAUGUCUCAAAUAUUUUAUAGCAAAUGUCCAAACAUCCAUUCCCUGCAGAACCCUGUACGCCUUUUUCAGCUUACAUUUUCAGUGCCUUAGUGUAUGUAUUACGUAUAAUGCAUUAUUGUCCUUUAAUGUUCUUCAGUUUAUUAUUGCAUAUCAACUCUUUACUCAAGGACUUUGAAAGUUGAACAGUCCCCCCCUCCUUUUGGCAGUUUUGUUAUACACAAAUUAAUUAUCCGUUGUUUAUAACUAUACAUUUCUGACAAAUGUGCAAAUAUAGUAUUUUUGGUGAUAUAGAUGUUUGGGAAAAUCUUGCUAAUGAAGAACCCACUAGCUCUUUAGUUAAAAAAGAUAGACACUGGCCUUGUCCUUAUUGAAAUAUAAAGAAACUAUGUGUUAUCACACAUUAAGCUCAGUCUGAAUACAUGAAUCAGCUGUGGACGAUUUUUGUUAAAUUUCCUGUUUUUAUUGUGUGUUCAUUCUUCUAAAUUAUUUGCCUGAUGUAUAGUUCUGUUAGUAUGACAAGUUUGACUCUUGUAAUAAAGGCGUACACAUCAACUUGUUAUAUGACAAUUUGUUCUACUUUGUGUCAUCAGGUUUUUAUAAAUAAAAUUGUAAAUAAAUGAA